ACAGAUAUCCAUAACAAGAGGAUCUUAAAGGUGAGACUGAACUCUUGUGCCCGGGCCAUCCACCAGAGCACGACGAUAUUGCAUCUGUGGUUUAAUGGCACACGACAGGACGGUCAGGAGUGCUCGUGCACGAGAUGACUGCAAAGUGUUCAGAUUGCAGAUGAACGACGAUUGGCCACUGGAGACUCAGCGCCUGAUGCUUCUACAAGCUGCCAUGAUCAUGUGUCAGGUGCCACUCUCAGCAGUUGAGUGGAGAAAAGCGCGCUUCACACCCUGCUUGCCGAAGCUUGCCAAUGCCGACCGGAGCAUGCAUCUCGGACUGCUGUCGAGGGCGCACCACGACGCAGAGUCCAUGACAGUUCUCAUCGCAGGCCGCCACAACCACAGCAUGAAUCGUGGGAAAGACCUUGUCGUGGUUGAUCCAGUCUCCAAAGUUCCCAUCGGACUUGUCCCCGACUUUACGCAUACUUUGAUGGAGAUCGAGCAGUUCAUCUCUCGCUUAAGUCGGAUAUAUGGACCCUUGGUGCGGCAUUUCCCCGGAUGAGCGUGGAGUCAAGAGCCGGUCGGGUGCCGCUUGUAUACUCCUGGAUGCUGUUGCUGUCCGUCGGUGAUGAUGUGACAAGUCCGUGAGGUGCAGUAGCGGUUCGCUUGCGGAACCCCUAGUAGUGCCCGCGUACACUGCAAAUAUCUGUAUCGUCAGGCUUGUCACGGCUGGC
Molecule: messenger RNA, 716 nt
Organism: Baudoinia panamericana UAMH 10762
Lineage: Eukaryota; Fungi; Ascomycota; Dothideomycetes; Mycosphaerellales; Teratosphaeriaceae
Exons: 1
Coding region: 95-544 (149 amino acids)
Source: RefSeq, a predicted model, not a curated record